CUAGUCCUCCUAGAUGCUGGGCAGAGGAGUGUCUUGAUCUGGUUGUGUGUUGCGUUUUUAUUUUUGCUUUAAAGUUGGAAUUAUGACACUGACUACAGACAAGGUGCAUGGUGGGUUGGACUUCAUUGACCUCCUGCUCAGGAACACAGAUGAAACCACCGGUUGCCACAGCAACCAACCGUGGACUAUCACAAUUCAAAACACCCUGAGCCCUGAAGGAAGUGUUGCUGAUGACUUCCUGGAUGCCCUGCUGGGUGGGAGUGACUCCUCCUCGGCUCCGGCGUCCCCCCUGUGGUCCCCCUGCACCACAGACAGCGGCAUCAACGAGGACCCCCUAACAGAUCCCACAGAGAACCCUCAUCCAUCCUCCUGCACAGCUUUUCCAGUCUUUGACGCAACAGCGUUCCCUCAGCCUCCACCUCUGGAGAAUCAGCUGCCACCAAAUGAACAACAAACAACUGAUGUUUCCAUUGAUCUAAGCUGGGAAUCUAAUGACCCCCAGGAGCAGUUUGGAAUUGCAUACUACCUCAAUAUGAGCCAAAGCUCCCCUCUGUCAUCCAGUCAGACGCCCACAGUGAAGGACCUGCUGUUGUCAAACCUGGGACAGAAAAUGCAACGAAUCCCCCAGCAUUCCCUGCAGGAGCUUGUACUUAAUGAGGAUGAGAAGAUGCUUCUGGCUAAAGAAGGGGUGAACUUGCCCAGCAAACUGCCCCUGUCCAAGUUUGAAGAGAGGGUUUUGAAGAAGAUCCGGCGGAAAAUCCGCAACAAACACUCGGCUCAAGAAAGUCGAAAGAAGAAGAGGGAAUAUGUUGAUAGUCUGGAGGGAAGGAUGUCUGCAUGUAGUGCUCACAACUUCAAGCUUCAGAGAAAGAUCCAGCAGCUGGAGGAGACCAACAAUGCUCUGCUGGAACAGCUAAACAGGCUACAGGCUCUCCUCCCUAACAGCUCCAGCAAAACAACACACAAAGGGACCUGCAUCCUGGUUUUGCUCCUCUCCUUCUCUCUGCUCAUUUCUGCAAAUCUUCAGCCAGACCCUUACAGCCUACUCAGCCAGGGAGAGUACACAGAGACCAAAGCGCCGUCCCGCUCCCUGCAGUCGAUGGAUGCACUGCGAGAUGUCCCUCCUCCUCUUCUCCCUUCUGUCUCCAGGAGCUUUGAGGCCUUGUACAGCCUGACGGAGAAGCUCUGGACCUGGAAAGACUUCCCCACAGAUGACUUCCAGUCCUCUCACCACCAGGAUCACAGGCACCGAGGACGAUCACUGAUUUCCUGAGGAUCCCAAGGAGGAAAGACAUUAGCAAAGGAGUGCAGGCUUGCUUGCAGGCAAAGCAUCCAAAUAAGCAGUUUUGUUGCUCUCCAGUGUCUGUUUCUCACUGCAGAGGCUGAGUGAGGUGUCAUUGUGUGUUUGCCACCAACUCUAACACACAAACAGCCAGUUAAAAGAUUUUUCUAACCGAAAUUCCCUCACUUAGAUGGAAAUCGGUGAGGAGGUCAUCCACAGAGAUUAAAUUGUUUUUUUUUUUCUUUCUCUGGAUGAACAGAGCCUCAGGAACCUGGUGGAUCAUGUAUUUUAUUG
Messenger RNA from Xiphias gladius (swordfish), 1576 nucleotides. Its product is annotated as cyclic AMP-responsive element-binding protein 3-like protein 3-B. Gene Ontology annotation, molecular function: RNA polymerase II cis-regulatory region sequence-specific DNA binding; DNA-binding transcription factor activity, RNA polymerase II-specific. The record is from RefSeq and is a predicted model, not a curated record. NCBI's taxonomy places the organism in Eukaryota, Metazoa, Chordata, Actinopteri, Istiophoriformes, Xiphiidae. Gene Ontology annotation, biological process: regulation of transcription by RNA polymerase II. The coding region runs from base 83 to 1273 and encodes 396 amino acids. Gene Ontology annotation, cellular component: nucleus. The transcript has 10 exons.